AUGGGGAGCACAUGGCGCCCCAUGCCAUCUCAGCCAUGUUGUGCUGAUCUACUUUUCCCCUUUCAGAUCCAAACAUCCUCUCUCAGUCUCUCGCUCCCCCUCCCGCGCUCAUCCUCUUUCUCCUCCGGCGAGUUGUUCGGCCACCGGCGAAGCUGUCCGUACGUCGCUCCUGUCUCUCUCACUCCGGCGCAGGGUUCCGUCUCUGUCUCUCUCACUCCGGCGACGUCUUCGGCCACCGAGUACUCCAAGAAGCACGUCGAGGCCCCAAAAGCAGCUGCCGCGUCCGAAGAACGCUCCACCUCCUUCGACGACGACCUCAAGGCCUGGGACGCCGAGUUCGUCAAGGUCGACCAGGCCACCCUCUUCGAUCUCAUCCUAGCUGCAAACUAUCUGAACAUCAAGAGCUUGUUGGAUUUGACUUGCCAGACAGUGGCUGACAUGAUCAAGGGCAAAACUCCUGAGGAAAUCCACAAGACAUUCAACAUUAAGAAUGACUUCACACUAGAGGAAGAUGAGGAGGUUCGCAGGGAGAAUCAAUGGGCCUUUGAGUGAAGAUCCAAAAUAAAGCACAUCUGUUUUUUUGUGGCUUAUGUUUCUCUUUUGUGCUGCCAAAAGGGGAUGUUGUUUCUACCUAUCUAAGACUUCUUAAGAUAUUAACUUACUAUUCUGGCUGUUACUAUUGUAGACAAUGGUUGUUUUGCUCAAACCUUGGCCCCACUUCCCUCCCUCUCCAUUUAUUUUUCCCAUGAUGUUCAAUGGAUCUUUUUUUUUCUAUGUUAA
Messenger RNA from Corylus avellana, 780 nucleotides. Lineage: Eukaryota; Viridiplantae; Streptophyta; Magnoliopsida; Fagales; Betulaceae. The record is from RefSeq and is a predicted model, not a curated record.